This is a messenger RNA of Cyprinodon variegatus (sheepshead minnow), 1736 nucleotides long. It is a transcript of the gene igf2b, whose product is annotated as insulin-like growth factor II. Bases 123 to 767 code for a protein of 214 amino acids. Gene Ontology annotation, molecular function: growth factor activity; hormone activity. Gene Ontology annotation, cellular component: extracellular region. Lineage: Eukaryota; Metazoa; Chordata; Actinopteri; Cyprinodontiformes; Cyprinodontidae. The transcript has 4 exons. The record is from RefSeq and is a predicted model, not a curated record.
UUUGGGACAGCCUCUCACACAUCAUCUCUAUUAUAGCUUCACCAACUGGGAAAUUAACUCACCUGCAAUAUCGCCUACCAAAAUAACUUGCCGCGACUUUGACUACUCUACUGCCAUCUGACAUGGAAACCCAGCAAAGAUCCGGACACCUCUCACUUUGCCACACCUGCCGGAGAACAGAGAGCUGCAGGAUUAAGGUCAAAAAGAUGUGCUCGACGAGUCGUGCACUCUUUGCGCUGGCUCUCACACUCUACGUUGUGGAAAUGGCCUCGGCAGAGACGUUGUGUGGUGGAGAGCUGGUGGAUGCGCUACAGUUUGUGUGCGAAGACAGAGGCUUCUAUUUCAGUAGGCCAACCAGCAGGGGUAACAACCGGCGCACCCAGAACCGUGGGAUUGUAGAGGAGUGUUGUUUCCGUAGCUGUGACCUCAACCUGUUGGAGCAAUACUGUGCCAAACCCGCCAAGUCUGAGAGAGACGUGUCGUCCUCUUCUAUACAGAGCAUGCCAGUCAUGCCCGCACUAAAGCAGGAAGCCCCAAGGAAGCUGCAUGUCACCGCAAAGUAUUCCAAAUACGAGGUGUGGCAGAGGAAGGCAGCCCAACGGCUCCGGAGGGGUGUCCCUGCCAUCCUGAGGGCCAGAAAGUUUCGAAGGCAGGCAGAGAAGAUUAAAGCCCAGGAGCAGGCAAUCUUCCAUCGACCCCUGAUCAGCCUUCCCAGCAAACUGCCCCCUGUAUUUCACACCACGGACAACUUUGUCAACCACAAGUGAGCCCGCUGCCAGCCCUUUGCACAGACAAGAGUAUGAGGGUGACGAAAAAAAGACUAGGGGAUUAUAGCUUUGUCUCUGACGUCAUUUCUGUGGCAGUUCUCUUUGACCUCCCCUGCCCUGUCCGGGCCCACCAGUGCUCCCCCCUGCUCUUGUCCACCACGUCUUGAACCUCCGGCCCUUCCCUAAUGACCCCCCUCUUCCGCCUAAACCUCACCCACCCUCCUCUGGCAUACAAACAUGCCUUCACAUUCUUCCUGUCCUCUUUUGCCCCCUCCACUUUCAGUCACCAAUACAAAAGGAACAAACAUAAGAGUUGAACAGAACUCUAGCAAUUCAGCUGAAUGCAAUUCAGGUGGAUCCCCGAGCAAAAAGAGAAAAAAGGCGCAAGGGGAGUGAGAAGGAAGAUGAAAGAGACCUGUGUUUCCAAGUGUCAAGUGGACACCUCGUAGAAUGUUUCUUUUUCAUCCUGGUGGAAGACAACCGAAAGUGAAGAACAACUUGCAUGAAAGAAUCCAUUCCACAUUGUUUUUUUUUUUUUGUUUUUUUUUUUCACUUUGUCCUGAGACAAAAGAAAGCCUCUCUUAGUUCUUUUUUCUCUAUUAGUUUGCACCUCUACCUAUAAAGGGACUUCCACACUGUAAGGAAUUAUUUUGCAAAAUUAGAUUCCUGUUCCAGCACCUUUUUCAUCACAAACAAAAAGCAGAAAAGAGUCUGCAGAAUUGCACAUUGCCACGGAUUACGUCAAAGUAAACAAAAAAAGGCACUAUUUUUUUAUGAACAAUGAACGUUUAGCUUAAAAAAUAAAUGUCAUGGUGCUAGCUUUGGGAAUGGACUCAAAGAAGAGGUUGAAAGUAUGCUUUUGUUUUCCUUUUUUGAAUGAAUAUUAAACUUUCCGUUUUAAGGAAAGUGUGACUUUAAAAUAAAGAAAGGAAAAUAAAGGAUGUUGGGGGCUUCUCACAGUGGCAUUGU